CUGGUAAAUCCUGAAGGUGGCUUCCGCGCUCCGUGUGGAGCGCACUCAGUGUACGACAGUAUAUUAUCCACAGAUCAUAUCCAGAGGACAAGUUAGAGAUUAUAUAAAACUGUAUUCUGGUGAGAGGGGAAUGAGCUGUUCGAAGUAAACUGAUCUCGAUUAGGAAUAGUUUAGUCUACCGCAUACAGUGCAGUGCCUACUCUCCGCGUGAAGACAGGGGCGACAUCAGACAUCGCACUCCGAGUGGACCUAUAUUAAAACUGAUUUCAAAUGGACUACACAAAAGGACUGGACAAUAUCUAGUCACAGUACACAGAAACUCCAGAGGACUUUACUGUGUUGGGGAUCGUAAGACAGCAGCUGCAUACCUCAUAGGAUAUCCCAAGUUGUAAAGGAGGAUGGGGUGUGUGUGGCUGGUGAUGGUGUAUGUGGUGUGUGUGUGCCUUUGGGGUCAGAGCGAGUCGGACAGGACCAACCAGGCCUCUCCCAUCCAUCUGCAGGUUGGCAAUGGAGCCUCAGAACUGUGUAUGAUAGAUGUGAUUCUGUGCCAGGAUGAGAAUGCGUUGCUGAGUUUCGAGGCGAUCCGUAGCAUCCACAAACUGAUGGAUGAUGAUGCGGAUGGAACCGUGGACAUGAGCGAGACAGACGGGUUCCUGAGGGAGGAUCUGAAGUACCAUGACCCCAAAGGGAAACACAACAGUUUCCAUGGAGCAGACCUUCUCAUCAGUGUAGAGGACAUGUGGAACGUAUGGAGGGCCUCGGACGUGUACAACUGGACAGUGGAGGAGGUGGAGGACUGGCUCAUACACUAUGUGGAGCUCCCUCCGUAUGUGGACAUCUUCAAGAAGCACAAUCUGGACGGAAGGGCCUUACCCAGGUUGGCAGUAAAGAACAUCACUCUCACUCUGUCCAUUCUGAAGAUUAUUGACCGGAGUCACGCCCAGAAACUACAACUGAAAGCAAUGGACACCGUGCUGUUCGGACCACCACUCAUGAGCAGACACAGCUACCUGAAGGACCUGAUGUUGGUAGUCUCCAUAGUGAUGGCGCUGGGUGGCUGCUGGUUUGCUUACAUCCAGAACCGUAGCUCCAAAGACCACCUGGGCAAGAUGAUGAGGGACCUGGAGGGCCUACAGAGAGCAGAGCAGAGCCUGCACGACCUGCAAGAGAAGUUGCAGAUCGCCCAAGAGGAGCAUCGUAGUGUGGAGGUUGAGAAGGUAACGUUGGAGCAACGUCUGAGGGAUGAGAUCAACGAAGCCAAGCAAGAGGCCCAGAGACUCGGUAAGCUACGGGAGGGAACAGAGAACGAGUGGAGCAGGCAGAAAUACGCCGAGGAAGAGCUGGAUCAGGUGCGUAUGGCCCUGAAGAAGGCAGAGCGGGAGCUGGAGUCUCGGGCCUGCUGGUCUCCCCCUGAUGCCCUUAAGACCUGGCUGCAGCUGACCCAUGAGAUAGAGGUCCAGUACUACAACAUCAAGAAACAGAGCGCUGAGAAACAACUACUUCAGGCCAAAGAAGGGGCUGACAAGAUCAAGAAGAAGAGGAGCACCCUGUUUGGGACGUUCCAUGUGGCUCAUAGCUCCUCCCUGGACGACGUUGAUCACAAGAUCCUGACUGCCAAGCAGGCUCUAGGUGAGGUGACGGCUGCUCUGAGGGAGAAACUUCACCGCUGGCAGCAGUUGGAGUCUCUUACAGGCUUACCAUUGGUCAAUAACCCCGGUCUGCCCGCCCUGGCUGCUGCCCUCAACCUGGACCCCGCCUUCCUGGGCCUGCACCCGCCGACCCCGCAGCACCUAAUCCUAUCAGACGAUUUAGACGACAUGGACGAGGAUAUCCUGUCCCCAGGGACGCUGCGGUACGCGGCCUGGCAGAUGGACCGGCGAGUGAGUGACCUCUGGCCAAUGAGCGGCAUCUCCGACAGCCAAUCCCCAUGGAAGUAUUCUGCUCCCAACCUGAUGCCCCUGCGACAGCGCCCGGGAGACCCCUCACUGGCCCUGGGCUAUCAGAGGGAUCUGAACUGGUCUGACUCAGACCCCUCCCUCUUCCUGUCCCAGAGCCAAUCACAGCGCACCUCCAUAUCUAAGACCCUCCCACCAAAGCCCCUCACCCAGCAGGGCCACAGCUCCAAUGGGAGCAGGGCUCCCAUUGAAAGCCCCCUGAUGAUGUCAUACGGCCUGGAGAAGAGUUCCAGUCUCGGGGAGCUCCGCGGCGGAGGAAGUCCCGCCCUCGCCCCUGCUUACUCCACACACUCCCUAUGCCCCGCCUCCUUUGACCCUGAUGCACGGUCGGGGAAGGAGGACAGCCGUAUUCCCCACAUGCAGGCAAAGAAGAGCCCCCUGGAAGAGGACAGCUGUUUCACGGGUGAAGGGAUCGACUUGAGCAACGAGCGCAAGAAACACACCUUCAAGAUAUUCAAGAAGAGGAAGUAGGCGUAAAAUCACUCUGUCCUCACAGGGAGGCACCACAGAGAAAGAGCUACACUCCCAUUGUUCACACUAUAGGCUAGCAUACCACUUAGAAUAAACCAGUGUAUUGGGCAUGCAUUCGAAGGAGUCUACAACUAGUAUGGAUAUUAGAACAUGGCUGUGGACUAAGAAUAAAUAAGUGACAUGGUCUAAAGACAUAUACAUAAAUGACAUGAAUUAAAGAAAAAUAAAUAAGUUCCAUGGACUAAAAACAAAAAAAGAAGUUACAUAGACUAAAGCAAAAUAAAUAAGUUACGUGGACUAAAGAAGACCUAGAUAAAUGGCAUUUACAUCGAUGCGAUUCUCGUCUAAUGCCUUAUCGGAGGUGUCUCUCUCUGGACAUACCAGUUCAACUCCCACUCUUUUCUAAUAGCUCUUUGCUUUUCAUACAGCGUUACCACUGUAGGCCAAGCCUUGAAGAAAUGUUUAAAGCUUUAAAUGCUAAUGCAGCAAUAGUUAAAGAUAUUAUUUAUAAAGUUGUUUUGUGACCAUACAGGCCAGUAAGGUUUUAUUUGAUAUUAUUUUUGUAAUUUCUAAUUUUAUGGGUACUUAAGUGUUUUUUUGUUUGUUUAUGUUUUGAAGGGGGUUUGGUACUUUACUUUUCCGGAGGCUGUGGGUACAGAUAGAUCACAUAUGUUCAAUAUUUAUAUAUAUGAAUGGAGUUGAUUCCAGUCAAAAGUUUUGGCACACCUACUCAUUCAAGCGUUUUUCUUUAUUUGUACUGCUUUCUACAUUGUAGAAUAAUAGUGAAGAAACCUAUGAAAUGACACAAAAAAAAGUGUUAAACAGUUCUAAAUAUAUUUUAUAUUUGAGAUUCUUCCAAGUAGCCACCCUUUGCCAUGAUGACAGCUUUGCACACUCUUGGCAUUCUCUCAACCAGCUUCAUGAGGUAAUCACCUGGAAUGCCUUUCAAUUAACAGGUGUGCCUUGUUAAAAGUUCAUUUGUGGAAUUUCUUUCCUUAAUGUGUUCGAGCCAAUCGGUUAUGUUGUGACAAGGUAGGGGUGGUAUACAGAAGAUAGUCCAAUUUGGUAAAAGACCAAGUCCAUAUUAUGGCAAAAACAGCUCCAAUAAGCAAAGAGAAACGACAGUCCAUUAUAACUUUAAAACAUGAAGGUCAGUCAAUCCGGGUAAAAUGUCAAAACUUUGACAUUUUCCUCAAGUACAGUCGCAAAAACCAUCAAGCACUAUGAUGAAACUUGCUCUCAUGAGGACCACCACAGUAAAGGAAGACCCAGAGUUACCUCUGCUGCAGAGGAUAAGUUCAUUAAGAGUUACCAGCCUCAGAAAUUGCAGCCCAAAUAAAUGCUUCAUAGACACAUCUCAACAUCUAUUGUUCAGAGAAGACUGCGUGAAUCAGGUCUUCAUGGUCGAAUUCCUGCAAAGAACUAAAGGACACCAAUAAGAAGAAGAGACUUGCUUGGGCCAAGAAACACGAGCAAUGGACAUUAGACCGGUGUAAAUCUGUCCUUUGGUCUGAUGAUUUUUGGUUCCAACCGCCGUGUCUUUGUGAGACACAGAGUAGGUGAACCGAUGACCUCUGCAUGUGUGGUUCCCACCGUGAAACAUGGAGAAGAAGGUGUGAUGGUGCUUUGCUGGUGACACUGUCAGUGAUUCAUUUAGAAUUCAAGGCACACUUAACCAACAUGGCUAACACAGCAUUCUGCAGCGAUACGCCAUCCCAUCUGGUUUGGGCUUAGUUGGACUAUCAUUUGUUUUUCUACAGGACAGUGACCCAAAACCCCUCCAGGCUGUGUAAGGGCUAUUUGACCAAGAAGGAGAGUGAUGGAGUGCUGCAUCAGAUGACCUUGCCUCCACAAUCACCCGACCUCAACCCAAUUGUGAUGGUUUGGGAUGAGCUGGACUGCAGAGUGAAGGAAAAGCAGUCAACAAGUGCUCAGCAUAUGUGGGAACUCAUUCAAGCCUGUUGGAAAAGCAUUCCAGGUGAAGCUAGUUGAAAUAAUGCCAAGAGUUUGCAAAGCUGUCAAGGCAAAGGGUGGCUACUUAGAAAAAUGUCAACUAUUAAAUAUAUUUUGAUUUAUUUAACACUUUUUUGGUUACUAUGAUUCCAUAUGUGUCAUUUAAUAGUUUUGAUAUCUUCACUAUUAUUCUACAAUGUAGAAAAUAGUAAAAAUUAAGAAAAAACCUUGAAUGAGUAGAUGUGUCCCACAUUUUUUAAGGUGCUUUUUAGUCCAAGUUUAGGCUCAAUCCAUGUCUGGGAAACCGGCCCAAUGUAUCCUGCCAAAGAUGUACGCUACCGUUCAAAAGUUUGGGGUCACUUAGAAAUGUCCAUGUUUUUAAAAGAAAAGCACAUUUUUUGUCCAUUAAAAUAACAUCAAAUUGAUCAGAAA
Molecule: messenger RNA, 4811 nt
Organism: Oncorhynchus keta (chum salmon)
Lineage: Eukaryota; Metazoa; Chordata; Actinopteri; Salmoniformes; Salmonidae
Product: stromal interaction molecule 1-like
Exons: 14
Coding region: 399-2426 (675 amino acids)
Biological process (GO): intracellular calcium ion homeostasis; activation of store-operated calcium channel activity; store-operated calcium entry
Cellular component (GO): plasma membrane; endoplasmic reticulum
Molecular function (GO): calcium ion binding; protein binding; calcium channel regulator activity
Source: RefSeq, a predicted model, not a curated record